AAUAGAUCCCGGCGUUAAGUGGAACGUUAGAGGCGAGUCGGCUGUUUGUGGGAAGUGAAAAACACUAUGUCGCUGCACACAGUUUGCCUCGUACUGACAGUUCUGUGGGCUGCCAGUGUACAAGGUGCAAGAACCAAAUGCUACCAGAUAUUCAACGAGAAACAAUGUUUCUCCACGUCUUCCCCUUUUACAAAUACACUGGGGAAGGCCCCCGAAUCCCCGGCUGAACAGAGAGUUACCUUCUCCUUGUACACUCCAAAGAACACCAGAUCUGCGCAGCUCCUAAAUGGGGGAAAUCCAAAGAGUAUUGCCUCCUCUCGACUCAACCCUAACAAGAUGAUUCGCGUUAUCAUACAUGGUUUCCGGGACAGAGGAAACAAAGCGUGGGUCAAAACAAUGACCAAAGAGCUGCUGAAAACGGAUGGAUCAAACGUAAUUGUGGUCGACUGGGAAAAGGGAGCUAUGAAGUCGUUCUUGAAUUAUUUCCAGGCUGCAGCCAACACGCGCGUGAUCGGCGCAAUGCUCGCUAAAAUGGUGAAAAUCAUCUCAACCAGUAAAAAGAUUUCUUACAACCGCUUUCAUCUGAUUGGACACAGCCUUGGCGCUCACAUCGCUGGUUAUGCCGGACGAAGAUUGUCUGGUCAGAUAGGGCGAAUUUCAGGGCUGGACCCUGCAGGCCCGGCUUUCGAGAAAUUCAAGGAGCCAGUCAGACUGGACAGAGGGGACGCUAAAUUUGUCGACGUGAUCCACACCGACGGCGACAAACUCAUAAAGGGAGGUGCGGGAACCUUAAAGCCUAUGGGAGAUGCGGAUUUUUACCCUAAUGGCGGUCGAAACCAACCAGGCUGUUCUCAGAAGUUUAUUGACCAUGUUAAAAACUGGUUCCGUGGUGGCUUCAAAGGGCUCACCAUGAGUAUAAGUUGUGACCACAUGCGAUCGAUUGCCUUCUACACAGAGUCUAUCAACACCUCCUGCACGUUCCGCGCAUGCGGUUCCACCGGAUGUUCCAGAAUGGGCUUCCACGCCAGUCCCAGCAAGAAAGGAUCAUUUUCACUAAAAACCAACUCGAAGUCCAAAUUCUGUAAAAAUUAAAACUCCGACAUAUUUUUGUCACAUGUAAUGCAGCUUCAGUAUAUUUAUGUGUACAUUUUAUCUAUGCAAUAAAGGAUAUUUUAAUUAAUUUUAUCUAUACAAUAAAGACUGGGUUUCCACGCCAGUCCCAUCAAGAAAGGAUCACCCUCACUGAUAACCCACUCGAAGCCUAAGUUCUAUUAAUAUUAAAGUACCUACAUGUUUGUAUCACGUCAUGCAGCUUCAAAUUUGGUAAUCAUUUUAUUUAUGUGUAAAAUUUGAUCUAUUCACUAAAGGAUAUUUGAAAUAAUUUUAUUACUGUUCAAUAUUUGUAAAUUUUAUCUUUUCACUAAAGAAUGUUUCAACAAGAUUUAACUGUGUAAUGUAAGCAAAUGAUAUCUAUGCAAUGAAGAAAAUAUUUUAACUAAUUUUAUAGCUAUUUAAUAUGUGUAAAUUUUAUCUGUUUAACAAAGAAUACCGUAACAAGUUUAACUAUGCAAUGUGUGUACAGUUUAUCUAUACAGUGAAGUACAUUUUAACUAAUCUUUGUGGUAUA
Molecule: messenger RNA, 1627 nt
Organism: Liolophura sinensis
Lineage: Eukaryota; Metazoa; Mollusca; Polyplacophora; Chitonida; Chitonidae
Product: pancreatic triacylglycerol lipase-like
Exons: 6
Coding region: 67-1092 (341 amino acids)
Biological process (GO): lipid catabolic process
Molecular function (GO): lipase activity
Source: RefSeq, a predicted model, not a curated record